Setaria italica (foxtail millet) is the source of this 1074-nucleotide messenger RNA. RefSeq lists its product as uncharacterized. The coding region runs from base 131 to 787 and encodes 218 amino acids. The record is from RefSeq and is a predicted model, not a curated record. Lineage: Eukaryota; Viridiplantae; Streptophyta; Magnoliopsida; Poales; Poaceae. The transcript has 5 exons.
GAACGGCUCUCCAACUGCUACCUCACCGGGUGCCUCCAUCCAACUCCGGCGGCCGCAUACGGCCAGCCCCGGCGAUUCCCCGCCGCCUUUCUCCGUCUACCCACCCCUGCCUGCGCUACGCCCCUUCCUGAUGGGGGCAUCCGAAUCGCUCCUCUCCAGGCAGCAGCUGCAGCAGCCGCGGCCGCCGUGGGCGGACGAGAUCACGACGGUGUCCGAGGGCCGGCGCGACGACGCCGACGCCGACCCCCUCCUCCGCCGUAUCCGAUCCCUCACCAUAGCUCCGCCGCUGUUGAGCUCUCAGUCUGAAUCGGAGGCAGAGAGCAGCCUCACCGACAUCCUCGUCCGGAAGCCCUCUACCUCUUCUGCUGCCUCCGGAAAUCUGAACCCGAAUGUCCUGGCUGAGCUUUUCUCGAUGUACCGUGAAUGGCAAGAAGAGAAUGCCAAAAGAAUUAGCCAAAAGCAGGAGGAAAUAGAAAACAAGAUAGAAACGGCUGAUGCAUUGGCUGUUAAGCUUCUCCAGCGGUUUAAUUAUUCACUCUACAGUAUGAGAUCCACCUCCCACAACCUUGCUGAAGUUCAUCCGCUGCAGAUCGAAGUUGGUGAAUUGAAGGGCAGGUUAACUGAAGUCAUAAGCAACUGCGAUGCAUUGUGCAAGAGAAUCGCUGCGGAAGGACCAGAAAGUCUGCGAUCAUCCGUUGAACCUUUCACAGCUGGAAGAGCGGAGGCAGAAGGUAGGGGUUCACUUGGCUCAAAACAAGAGCCCCCAGUCGAAAAAUCUAACAGCUGACAGCGUCAAUGGCGUGCGGAGAAACUUUACUAUGCUGCUAAAUAGGUCUUGAGGAAAUACACGGAAGGCUUGUCCAUGUAUGUACUUUGCUAGACAGGUCAGAUGUCUGAAUUAGUCCACACUCUCUUGAUGUAGUGCUUGUCAUAGACAUGCCUGUGCAUUGGACCGCAGGUGUUUGCGACUAAUUUGUGUACAUCAGAAAAGCACGGGUGGUUUUAGCUCCUGUGCUUAUGUGUACAUGAAUCAAUGUUCCUUUUCAAGUUUACACGAGAUUAAUUUCUUCAGAA